This is a messenger RNA of Etheostoma cragini (Arkansas darter), 1787 nucleotides long. Its product is annotated as protein phosphatase 1 regulatory subunit 12B-like. NCBI's taxonomy places the organism in Eukaryota, Metazoa, Chordata, Actinopteri, Perciformes, Percidae. The record is from RefSeq and is a predicted model, not a curated record. Gene Ontology annotation, molecular function: protein kinase binding; enzyme inhibitor activity; phosphatase regulator activity. Gene Ontology annotation, cellular component: cytoplasm; Z disc; A band. The transcript has 8 exons. The coding region runs from base 499 to 1089 and encodes 196 amino acids.
GAGAGAGAGAGAGAGAGUGUGUGUAUAACUUUGGGAAACAUAGGAAGAGGCAGCAAAAGGGAACAAACUUUUCUCUCUUGGCUGCUUCCUUUUGGACUUUUUCACAUUUCAUCAAAGACCUCCGAGUUGACAGGGCGGAAACAAGGAAGGAUAAUUUGUCUGCUAUACGAGUUAAAGAGUUAUUGCUCUAUUUUUGUGGUUAGCAGAGGUUAAUUUGUUUUGUUGUUCUUUGCAUUUUUAUCAAAUUGUUGAAGGCGUGACCACCUGAAGUCUCUACAAACUCAGCUGCAGCUCGCUCUGUCACACCCACACACACACACACACACAGACAAACAGACAAAUAUACACACACACCUGUUUUUGAGGAUUCCCUUGGAGUGCAGUCAUGGGCAUCUGCGUCACUGUUGCUUGAGGGAGUCUGUGAGGCUGUUAUCUGGUGGUGGCCCCGCUGACUGUUACAGUAGACGUUGACCUGCCGGUCCAGAGAAGAGGGGGGAGAUGUCAACCUACUACCCACGCACCAAGGACCUGACUCGCACCAGGAAGUCAGUGACAGAUUCUCCACCGUCCUCUCCGUCCCACACAGACAAAAACUACAGACAUGAAAGAUUGUCAAGAUAUGACUCCAGUGGGGAGAGUGUGACAGACAAACCAUUGGGCCGCACCAGCUCUUACACUCGGAGAGAGACGAGGCUGGCUGCUCUGAACAGACAGGAGCAAGACUGCACUACCAAAGACUAUAAGAAGAUGUAUGCAGAAGCUUUGCAUGAGAAUGAGAAGCUCAAGUCCAGGUUGCAGGACAGCAAACAGGAACUGGUCAAGAUACGUUCCCAGCUGGAGAAAGUCACCCAGAGGCACGACAGAAUAUCAGAGAGAUCUACAGUACUUGAAUCAGAGAAAAGGGAAAAACAAGCUCUUGAGAAAAGAGUGUCAAACAUGGAAGAUGAGUUAAAGGCUUUCCCUGCUCUGGCUCAGGUCCAGACCCUGCGGAGGGUGAACGAGUGUCUCCUGGCUGAGAAUAGAGCCAUGCUGCGCGUCCUCACCCGCCUCUCUGAGACGGCCUCCAUGCCGGAGACAGAGGACCUCUGAUCUUCUGACACCAUCUGUCCUCCUUUCUCCCCCCUCCUCUCCCCUCCUCAGCCUCAUAACGUCUAUUCUCCCCUCUUCUUCUGGUGCCUCUACAGCCCCCUCGUCUUCUGCUGUGUUCCUCUCAGAUCUUAACAGAGCUCAAGUCAGACAACCAGAGGCUUAAGGAUGAGAAUGGGGCUCUCAUCCGAGUCAUCAGCAAACUGUCCAAAUGAUAAGAUCCUGUUUGGGUUUUGUGGAUGCUCCAACCCUGUUAUUAUGGCAGUGUAAAUAUCCACAAUGUCCCAAGUUGUGACUCCUCUCUGAGUUAGGUGAUGGCUGCUUUGCACAAAUAAAUUCCUGUUGGGACUUGUAAAUAUCCAAAGAAAAGUGUUAAGGAGUUUCAGUCAAAUUUUCCUGUGCGAGUUACAGCAAUUGUUUCUACGUGAUAAGUAAUCAUAUUUUUGUAAUAUUCAGUGUUUUAUAAUAAUAAAUAGGGACCAGUUGUACUGUUUGAUAACCUUACAAGGCUCAGUUCGAACAAAUCCAGAGGUUUGCACGAAGGUACUGUUACUAAUCAUAUAACCAUCACAUGGAGACAUCACGUUUGUUUGCUACAUCACGCACUGCAGAAAACUAUUAUAAUGUUGUCUUGAUUGUGAAAUAGAGAGAAGCCAAGGACCCCAAAGGCCACUUUGGCUUGGAGAUAAACUGUAUUUUAA